CAAACUGUCGUAACCGCAGCAGCUUGGACUCAUCCCAAGAUGUUUCGCAUAGCUUUUAGAGCCGCGUGCCAUCGUUACUCACCGGCUACUUUUCUUUUCGGCGCGGCAGUUCGACUACAAAAUCGACAAUUGAACAUUCACGAGUACCAAGGCGCCGAGAUUUUGGCGCGGCACGGCGUCCGCGUUCCACUUGGCAUUGCUUGUCAAACGGCGGACCAGGUACAUGCCGCCGCCGAGAAGCUUAGAUCUGACGAUGGAGAUGUCGUUCUGAAGAGUCAGAUUCUUGCGGGUGGGCGUGGUCUUGGUCAUUUUAAGAAUGGUCUGCAAGGUGGUGUUCACAUUGUCCCAUCUGGCAAAGCACAGGCAGUUGGCGAGAAGAUGUUAGGCCAACUGCUUGUAACGAAGCAAACUGGUGCAGCAGGCAAACCUGUCAACACUGUGCUAGUCGCUCAAAAAAUGAAGCUCGUCAACGAAAUGUACUUUGCUAUCCUUCUAGAUCGCGCCAGUGCAGGGCCGUUGGUCAUUGCUUGCAGCGAAGGUGGCACCUCCAUAGAGGACCUCGCGGAAACACAUCCAGAAAAGAUUACCAGGAUGAAGAUCGACAUAAGAACAGGACUUACAGAGGCUCAGGCAAGAGACAUAGUCGCGCAUCUUGGGGUGAAAGGAUCCGUAAGCGAUGCUGUUGCCCAGGUAAAGGCAUUAUACAACGUUUUCAUCAGCAGCGAUUGCACCAUGCUCGAAAUCAAUCCCCUCGCAGAGACCGCCGAAGCAAAGCUCAUAGCUGCAGAUGCGAAGCUCAAUUUUGAUGACAACGCCGAAUAUCGCCAGAAGGGCCUCUUCGCUCUUAGAGAUCAUUCACAGGAAGAUCCGCGUGAGGUUACAGCCGGUAAGUUUGACUUGAACUAUAUCGGCCUCGACGGAAAUAUAGGUUGUAUGGUAAACGGUGCAGGCCUUGCCAUGGCCACGAUGGACAUCAUCUCACUCCACGGUGCAGCCCCAGCAAACUUUCUUGACGUCGGCGGCAAUGCAAGUGAACAGCAGGUCGUCGAGGCCUUUAAAAUUCUCACUUCUGACACCAAAGUGCAGGCUUUGCUUGUGAACAUAUUUGGUGGCAUCAUGAAAUGCGAUGUAAUUGCAAGCGGCAUUGUUAGUGCGGCAAAACAAGUUGGCCUUCAAGUGCCUCUUGUUGUUCGCCUAGAGGGAACAAACGUCGAGGCAGGUAAAGAAAUUCUCGAAAAAUCUGGCAUGGAUAUCAUUGCCGCGAAUGACCUUGAUGAUGCAGCGAAAAAAGCGGUCUCGGCUCUUUCUUAGGUUCUUCUCUAGCUUGGUCUUGGUUUCGAUAUUAAUUAGUUUUUCGGCGCAAACAGUUUUCACUCAGCUUUUCAUUGGAAUGCAAAUAAAUAUAGAUCGACUAUCUAGUCUACGGAACACAUCUUUGUUCGUAGACUAAUACGUAUGUAUGUACUAUCAGUCUAUAUCAUUUCUAUAUCCAUAUGGUUAUGAAUUUGGUUAAACUUAGUUUCAGCAAUAAUGUAGUAAAAUGGUUUUUACAGUGUUUU
Molecule: messenger RNA, 1559 nt
Organism: Micromonas commoda
Lineage: Eukaryota; Viridiplantae; Chlorophyta; Mamiellophyceae; Mamiellales; Mamiellaceae
Gene: SCS-beta
Product: succinate-coa ligase
Exons: 3
Coding region: 40-1311 (423 amino acids)
Biological process (GO): tricarboxylic acid cycle; succinyl-CoA metabolic process
Cellular component (GO): succinate-CoA ligase complex; mitochondrion
Molecular function (GO): succinate-CoA ligase (ADP-forming) activity; ATP binding
Source: RefSeq, a predicted model, not a curated record